Cottoperca gobio is the source of this 5666-nucleotide messenger RNA. It is a transcript of the gene znf687b, whose product is annotated as zinc finger protein 687b. Lineage: Eukaryota; Metazoa; Chordata; Actinopteri; Perciformes; Bovichtidae. The transcript is spliced from 10 exons. The record is from RefSeq and is a predicted model, not a curated record. The coding region runs from base 130 to 4464 and encodes 1444 amino acids.
CUCUGUCUUGGCUGGAGCUCAGCGGCCAGCCUCACUCGGGAGGAACACCGUUAGCUCAGAAUAACCGAGGUCGCUGCUACCAAUCGCUGUCCCGGUUGAGCUGUUUUCUCAAAGGGAGUUAAUCCCGGUAUGGGGGACAUGAAGACCCCAGAUUUCGAUGACCUGUUGGCAGCAUUUGACAUUCCUGACAUAGAUGCCAAAGAGGCCAUCCAGUCUGCCCCAGAUGAGGCAGAGGGACCCCAUGGAGCUGCAGGUGCACCUCUGGGAAAGUCGGAUAAUGUGGUGGGCGUUGGAUCAUCCUUGAGACCACCGAGCCCCUCAGACCCCCAGGCAGACACCUCAAUUGUUAGUGUUAUUGUGAAGAAUAAAGUGCACGUUGAGACCGCAGAUGAAGGGGAGGGAGACACAGACCAGGACCCUAUUGAUGUGCUCGCAGGGGUAGAUGUGGGUCCCAGGCUAGGUGCGUGUGCCCCUGGUAUGGCUGAAUCUGAGGCUCUCAACCACAACGGUUUUGGGACGUCGGGUGUUUCCACGCCCCUUCCCCUCAGCCAGACCCAGUCUAAUGGAGGGCUGUGGUCAAUAAACACGCCUAAAGUGUCUUCAGAAGCAGCAGGUGCUGGUGCAGCCAAGUCUCACAAGCAGGGCGGGAACAUUUUCAACAGACUUAAACCACUUGUGGCACAGGGGUCUGGAGAUCCAGUGGGCCGGGCCAGGAAGAUGCAGCUCCUACAGCAGCAACACCAGCAGCAGCAGGAUACAGGCCAAGAGAGAGCAGAUGGUGUCAAAGCAUCAUUACCUUCAUCUUCCUCUCUGUCAGCUGGGUCGUCUCCGCUGGCUACAGGUGGGGCCGUCGGACUAGCCUCGCCUUUCUUUCCCCCUUCCAAGCCUCUGCUUCCCACUCCACCCUCUGCCCUAUCAUCACACUCGCUGCACUCAUCUCAGCCUUUUAAUGGAGCGCCCAAAGGUGGCCCUGCUGGAUUUCAGCACCAGCAGAUGGAGGAGGAGGAUUCUGACCCUGAUUUGGGGAGUCCGCUGGUGAUCCAAGAGAGCCCAGACUCCCCCACUUGCACUCAGCUGACCCGGCGUUACAAGUCUGACUCUGUCUCAACACAGCCCACAUCCUCUACUGCAUCUCACCCUAAACCUGGAGACACUCCUUCAGGGGCAACUCUGACUUCAUCAACACCCCAGUCUGGCUCAACAGAGAGUCCCCAGCUGGAGGACAAGCAUCCAGAGCAUGUCAUAGAAGAGAGAGAUUCACCAGAGAGUCCUGAACCAGAGAUGCCAAAAUCAACUACUCAAGUCGCAGCCAAAAGGUGCUCCAGCCCUGCAGUGGCCCCCACUCCACUACCUCCUGAACUGCGGGAGCCCAAAGAGGAGGAGGAAGAGAUGGAGGUGGGGAAUAGGACAGAGAAGGCCGCUGAUGGCAAGGCUGACAAGGGAGAAAAUGGGAGAACAAGUGAGGAGAAGAUGGAGGUAGAUGAUGGCAAGGCUAAACCUCUGUCUACUGACGGAGGAGAAGCAGGCGUUGCUGCACCUGCUGCUUCUGGAGCUCCAGCCAGACCCCUCAAAGUCAGAAUAAAAACAAUUAAAACCUCAACAGGUGGAAUCACCAGAACUGUCACAAGGGUAGCGCCUAAAGGUGGCGCUGCGGGAAAAGGUUUGGAUCCUAAAGCUGGGGAACGUAAGGUGUUAGGAAACAAAGCCCAAAAACUAGAAUCGUCCCCUGGUCACAUGACAACAACUUCCCAGAAAGUAAGUGCUCUCAAUGCUCUGCCUGUGUCUACUCUUGCAGCCAGCAGCGUCAUGCUAGCUGCUGCUACUAAGGUCCAAAAUAAAAUGGCUGCAUCAGACAAGGCCAAGGUUUCUGCCACUGCUGUUAGCAUCACUAAAUCUGCUGCCCUUCCUGCGACUCCCCCUGUGGUCUCCUCUCCCAAGUUCUCAGUGGCUGCAGGUGGGAUCAGUGUACGUACAUCCACUAAUAAGACAGCUAAUGGAGGCAGCGGCACCAUCAUAGGUGGCACCCUCCAGCCAAACAAACCAGCCUCCAUCGUCAACAGUACAGGGGCCGUCAUCUCCCGCAGUCAGUCGAGCCUGGUGGAGGCUUUCAACAAAAUCCUGAACAGUAAGAACCUUUUGCCGAGCUACAAGCCCGACCUCUCAGCACCUCCACCACCUGAGUGGGGUCUCCCACUCCCAGCCACAGGGUACCGCUGCCUCGAGUGCGGAGACGCUUUCGCCCUCGAACGCAGCCUGGCUCGACACUACGACAGGCGAUCACUCCGCAUCGAGGUUACCUGCAACCAUUGUGCUAAGAGGCUGGCCUUCUUUAAUAAGUGCAGCCUGCUGCUGCAUGCCAGGGAACAUAAGGAGCGUGGGCUGGUCAUGCAGUGCUCGCACCUCGUGAUGAGGCCCGUCACUGUCGAGCAGAUGAUUGGACAGCAGGACAUAACACCCAUCAGUGGCCUGCUCUCCUCUUCAUCCUCCUCUCCUCCAGUCUCCUCCUCUUCUUCCACACCUGGCGGCCCCGCCGUCUCUGCCAACUCCAGCCCAAUGAAGGAUGCUUCAUCUCCAGCAGCAGCUCAGCCUCGACCAGUCCGCCGAGCCCCUCAGGGCCCCCAAGCACUGAUGCCUCUGCCUUGCAAGAAGGCCGAGGGGCUGCAGUACAACGGCUUCAAAUGUCCAGAGUGUCAAACACAGUUCUCCGGCAAGGCUGAGCUGGUCACCCACUUCCAGCAGAUCAGAGCUGCUCCCAACUCAACGUGUACGCAAUGCUCGCCUCCCAUGAUGCUGCCUAACUCGUGUGCUGUGUCCGCCCACCAGAGGAUCCAUAAACACAGAGCGCCUCAUGUCUGUCCUGAGUGUGGGGGGAUCGCCCGGCAGGCCAGCUUUCAGACUCAUCUGGAGGAGGCCUGUCUGCACUUUGCCAGACGCAUUGGAUACAGGUGCUCGAGCUGCCAGGUCGUGUUCGGAGGUUUGAACUCCAUUAAGUCCCACAUUCAGACCGCUCACUGCGAGGUCUUUCACAAGUGCCCCAGCUGCCCCAUGGCCUUCAAGUCCUCACCCAGCGCCCAGAGCCACAUCAGCACCCAACACCCAACGCUCACUGGAGGACAGGCCAAAAUGAUCUACAAGUGUGUGAUGUGUGAUACGGUCUUUACCCAAAAACCCCUGCUGUACAUGCACUUUGACACUCACUUAGCCAAGCAAAAAGUGCAUGUGUUUAAAUGUCCUGACUGCACCAAGCUCUACGCCCAGAAAGGAUCCAUGAUGGAGCAUAUUAAGACCGCUCACAGAGGACCAUCAGCCAAACAGACAGAGUCUCAGCCCGACGCCUCUAACCCGGCCUCGGCACCGGCCAACACAUCCGGUCCCUCUGGCCCCAAAUCAAAGUCCUCUGGAAAACCUGACAACUCUGAUGGAGAGGACUGGGGGCGGGAACAGGAGGAAGAAGAGGAGGAAGACGAUGAAGAUGACGAUGCGGACGAGGACUAUGAGGCUCCAGGCGGUAACUCGACCGCCACUGGGGGCAGCAGCCAACCCCCCCCACAGACUGAGUGGACCUGCCCUCAGUGUCAGACCACCUUCACUGACAACGAAGACUAUCUGAGUCACGUGAAGACGGAGCACGGCAAGUUCCCUUGUCGUAUUUGUGGAGGCACGUUCAGCACGUCUUCGAGCCUGAGACGUCACGAGCGUGUCAUUCAUGAGGGCAACAAGAGAGUCUUUCAUUGCCAAUAUUGUACAGAAGGCAAACGCACCUUUGGUAGUCGGUUCUUACUGGACAAGCAUAUUCGGCUCCACCACAGAACCACAGAUGGACAGGACAGACCCAUGACCAGGAAGCGAGCAGCCACAGGGGGAGAAGGACCCGGUAGCUCCUCAGAGCAGGAUGGCGAGGGCGGACCUCCUGGAAGCAGGGCAGGGGACGAGGAAGAAAACGCCACAGAGGAGGGUGAGGAGGUCCCUGCGGGUCCUGCAGGUCCAGCAGGUCCUGCGGGUCCUGCAAAGAGAACCAGGCAGUCCAUUGCAUCGACAUCGUUGGCGCCGAACGAGCCGGAGGAGGAAGACAACAUUUUCCGUUGCGUGCCCUGUGGAUUCUCCACCGAGGACGGGGCGGAGUUUCAGCGCCACAUCCCUCAGCAUCGGGCCGACACCGCCUCCUUCCAGUGCCUGCAGUGCGGCGUCUGCUUUGCGUCAGCCGGCUCUCUCAGCAGGCAUCGCUUCAUCACUCACCGCGUGCGGGACACCCAGGGGGACGCAGACCGCGGCACCCCGCGCACUCACGGGUCUCCCGACGGCUCACCCGGCGGCUCCCCUCAGGCGCAGGGCGAGGACGGAGAGGGGAAUCUUGGUUGCAAGGUGUGCGGCCGCCGUUUCGACAAGGCCUCGGACCUCAACACCCACUUCAGGACCCACGGCAUGGCCUUCCUCACCGCACACAAGACAGACAAGCCCCAGUAGGCGAGGGGUCUUCUGAGCGACAGAUCUACUACGAGGAGUCGACGGUCAUGACGGGCUGUAGAAUAUGAAUGUUAAUCCUGAGAUGAAAUGGCUGCUUCCUGUGCAGUUUCUUUUUUUUGUCACCAUAAACAGUUUUACUCUAAUCUGUGGCACCUCUUCUGUGCGAUUGUAACUGCAUGUUUGAACAUGUUACUGAACACACCUGUGAUAGACUCAAACAGCCCCAAGUAAAGCAUUUAUAUAUCAGCCAUACUGUGUUUAACACGUCUUGUCUUUCCAUUUCAACCACUCUGCACUGACUGUAGCCACAUGCCUGUUUUUCCAUGUAACACUAGUACUCAUGUGUCUCCCACUGAUAUUUUUGUACCGGACAUUGUUCGUUGUAUACUCCUUUGCCUCAAGUCCAUGUUCAUUUUUCCAGCAUGAGAUCAUUAACGGCUUAAAACUGAUCUCAAGACUCAUGAAGGGGGGUGUUUGGAGAUUUUAACACUGAUUUUUAUGUUGCUAUAAUAUUUAUUUAUACGAAACACAUUACUGCUGUUGGUAUUUGUGUGAGGCAGAUAUGGUGCGAUUUACCUGCAACAGAGACGUGAGGUGAGAAUCUGAAGGAAGUUCAUUAGAGAGCCGAGGUUACAGGAGGUCCGUAACCUGCGUAGUGUAAAUAAUGUGUGAUGUUAAUCGUUAAGCUAGACGAAGGGAGGUCAGGCUUCCUGCCAGUAGUAUAUGUGUACGUUUUGCAAUGUAAAUACAUAUUACACUAAAAGAAAGCGUUCUGGUUUUAGUAACUUGCUAUGAUAAUGUGAAUGCGUAUAGUAUUUGUACUGUUCCCUUUCAAAACCAUUUCAAGUUCAAAAGAAUUCCCCACCAGAGGUAGCUAGACAUUGUAAUUACAAAUCCGAGAGGGGGUUGUGUUGUCUUAAUGUGUAUGAAUACAAACGUUUAUCUCUUUGAGACGGUUCUUUUUUAUCUACAGAAUCAGUGCUUGCUGUACUCACAUUUCUUUUGUAUGUUUAAAAAAAAAAACAGCCUUCAUGGUCACGUGAUGGAGGCCUUCUUUUGUUUGUAUCUUUUAUAUGUCAUGAUAUCAUAUUUAUAUAGCUCAAUAGUGGACAUUUUAUGUCUUUUUCUUUUCCAUGGUUGUGGUCUGCUUGCUGAAAUGCCAUACACUUAUGUGCUGUUUCGAAAUAAAUGUGUAAAACAGA